AUGUCGGCUCCUGUCGGGCCCCGGGGCCGCCUGGAUCCUACCCCGGCGGCCUCUCAGCCGCCUCUGCAGCCCGAGAUGCCCGACCUCAGCCACCUCACAGAGGAGGAGAGGAAAAUCAUUCUGGCCGUCAUGGAUCGGCAGAAGAAAGAAGAGGAGAAGGAGCAGUCUGUGCUCAAGGUCAAAGAAGAACACAAACCACAACUGACACAGUGGUUUCCCUUUAGUGGGAUCACUGAACUGGUAAAUAACGUUCUUCAACCCCAGCAAAAACAACAAAAUGAAAAGGAGCCCCAGACAAAACUGCAUCAGCAGUUUGAAAUGUAUAAGGAGCAGGUAAAAAAGAUGGGAGAAGAAUCACAGCAACAGCAAGAACAGAAGGGUGAUGCCCCAACGUGUGGUAUCUGUCACAAAACAAAGUUUGCUGAUGGAUGUGGCCAUAACUGUUCAUAUUGCCAAACAAAGUUUUGUGCUCGUUGUGGAGGUCGAGUGUCAUUACGCUCAAACAAGGAGGACAAAUUGGUUAUGUGGGUAUGUAAUUUGUGCCGAAAACAGCAAGAAAUCCUCACUAAAUCAGGAGCAUGGUUUUAUAAUAGUGGAUCUAAUACACCACAGCAACCUGAUCAAAAGGUUCCUCAAGGACUGCGAAAUGAGGAGGCGCCUCAAGAGAAGAAAGCAAAACUACAUAAGCAGGCCCAGUUCCAAGGACACUCAGGUGACUUAUCUGUACCGGCAGUGGAGAAAAGUCGAUCUCAUGGGCUCACAAGACAGGAUUCUAUUAAAAAUGGGUCAGGAGUGAAGCACCAAAUUUCCAGUGACAUAGCUUCAGACAGGAAAAGAAGUCCAUCAGUGUCCAGAGAUCAGAACAGACGAUACGACCAAAGGGAAGAGAGAGAGGAAUAUUCACAGUAUGCUACUUCGGAUAGCGCAAUGCCUCGAUCUCCAUCAGAUUAUGCUGAUAGGCGCUCUCAACGAGAACCUCAGUUUUAUGAAGAAUCUGAUGAUUUAAACUAUAGGGACUCUAACAGGAGAAGUCAUAGGCAUUCCAGAGAAUAUUUUGUAGAUGCCGGGGAUGUGGAGAGCAGAGAUGAAUAUGAAAGACAAAGGAGAGAGGAGGAGUACCAAGCACGCUACCGAAGUGAUCCGAAUUUGGCCCGUUAUCCGGUAAAGCCACAACCCUAUGAAGAACAAAUGCGUAUCCAUGCCGAAGUGUCCCGAGCACGGCAUGAGAGAAGGCAUAGUGAUGUUUCUUUGGCAAAUGCUGAACUGGAAGAUUCCAGGUUGUCUAUGAUAAGGAUGGACCGACCAUCAAGGCAAAGAUCUAUAUCUGAACGUAGAGCCGCCCUGGAAAAUCAGCGAUCUUAUUCGAUGGAACGAACUCGAGAGGCUCAGGGACAAAGUUGUUAUCCACAAAGGACCACAAACCAUAGUCCUCCCACUCCCCGGAGGAGUCCAAUACCCAUCGAUAGGCCAGACAUGAGGCGAACUGACUCACUAAGGAAACAACAUCACUUAGAUCCCAGCUCUGCUGUAAGGAAAACAAAACGGGAAAAAAUGGAAACGAUGUUAAGGAAUGAUUCUCUCAGUUCAGACCAGUCAGAAUCAGUGAGACCACCACCACCGAAGCCUCAUAAAUCAAAGAAGGGAGGAAAAAUGCGCCAGGUUUCAUUAAGCAGUUCAGAGGAGGAACUGGCUUCCACACCUGAAUAUACAAGUUGUGAUGAUGUUGAGAUUGAAAGUGAGAGUGUAAGUGAAAAAGGGGACAGUCAAAAGGGAAAAAGAAAAACUAGUGAGCAGGCAGUUUUGUCGGACUCUAACACCAGGUCUGAGAGACAAAAGAAAAUGAUGUACUUUGGUGGCCACUCUUUGGAAGAGGAUUUGGAAUGGUCUGAGCCUCAGAUUAAGGACUCUGGGGUAGAUACGUGUAGUAGCACAACCCUUAACGAGGAGCAUAGCCAUAGUGAUAAGCACCCUGUGACCUGGCAGCCAUCUAAAGAUGGAGAUCGUUUAAUUGGUCGCAUUUUAUUAAAUAAGCGUCUAAAAGAUGGAAGUGUACCUCGAGAUUCAGGAGCAAUGCUUGGUUUGAAGGUUGUAGGAGGAAAGAUGACCGAAUCAGGUCGGCUUUGUGCAUUUAUUACCAAAGUGAAAAAAGGAAGUUUAGCUGAUACUGUAGGACAUCUCAGACCAGGUGAUGAAGUAUUAGAAUGGAAUGGAAGGCUAUUGCAAGGAGCCACAUUUGAGGAAGUAUACAACAUUAUUUUGGAGUCCAAACCUGAACCACAAGUGGAGCUUGUUGUUUCAAGGCCUAUUGGAGAUAUACCUAGAAUACCUGAUAGCACACAUGCACAACUGGAGUCUAGUUCUAGCUCAUUCGAAUCUCAGAAAAUGGAUCGUCCUUCUAUUUCUGUUACCUCUCCUAUGAGUCCUGGCAUGCUGAGGGAUGUUCCACAGUUCUUAUCUGGACAACUUUCAAUCAAACUAUGGUUUGACAAGGUUGGUCACCAAUUAAUAGUUACAAUUUUGGGAGCAAAGGAUCUUCCUUCUAGGGAAGAUGGGAGGCCAAGGAACCCUUAUGUUAAAAUUUACUUUCUUCCCGACAGAAGUGAUAAAAACAAGAGAAGAACUAAAACAGUAAAGAAAACAUUGGAACCCAAAUGGAACCAAACUUUCAUUUAUUCUCCGGUCCACCGAAGAGAAUUUCGGGAACGAAUGCUGGAGAUUACCCUUUGGGAUCAAGCUAGAGUUCGAGAGGAAGAAAGUGAAUUCUUAGGAGAGAUUUUAAUUGAAUUAGAAACAGCAUUAUUAGAUGAUGAGCCACACUGGUAUAAACUUCAGACCCAUGAUGUCUCUUCAUUGCCACUUCCCCACCCUUCUCCAUAUAUGCCACGAAGACAUCUCCAUGGAGAGAGCCCAACACGGAGAUUGCAAAGGUCAAAGAGAAUAAGUGAUAGUGAAGUCUCUGACUAUGACUGUGAUGAUGGAAUUGGUGUAGUAUCAGAUUAUCGACACAAUGGUCGAGAUCUUCAAAGCUCAACAUUAUCAGUGCCAGAACAAGUAAUGUCGUCAAACCAUUGCUCACCAUCAGGGUCUCCCCAUCGAGUAGAUGUUAUAGGAAGGACUAGAUCAUGGUCACCCAGUGUCCCUCCUCCACAAAGUCGGAAUGUGGAACAGGGACUUCGAGGGACACGCUCUCCUACUGGACAUUAUAAUACAAUUAGCCGAAUGGAUAGACAUCGUGUUGCGGAUGAUCAUUAUUCUCCAGAUAGAGACAGGGAUUGUGAAGCAGCAGAUAGACAGCCAUAUCACAGAUCCAGAUCAACAGAACAACGGCCUCUCCUUGAGCGGACCACCACCCGCUCCAGAUCCACUGAACGUCCUGAUACAAACCUCAUGAGGUCGAUGCCUUCAUUAAUGACUGGAAGAUCUGCCCCUCCUUCACCUGCUUUAUCGAGGUCUCAUGCUCGUACUGGGUCUGUCCAGACAAGUCCAUCAAGUACUCCAGUGGCAGGACGAAGGGGCCGACAGCUUCCACAGCUUCCGCCAAAGGGAACGUUGGAGAGAAAAGAAGUGGACUCCACAAACAGAAGACAUGCAGGUGCUAUGGAUAUAGAGGAGAGAAAUCGCCAAAUGAAAAUUAACAAAUACAAACAGGUAGCCGGAUCAGAUCCCAGACUGGAACAAGAUUACCAUUCUAAGUAUCGAUCAGGAUGGGAUCCUCAUAGAGGGGCAGAUAAUAUUUCCACUAAAUCUUCGGACAGUGAUGUAAGUGAUAUAUCUGCAAUUUCAAGGACUAGUAGUGCUUCUCGUUUCAGCAGCACAAGCUACAUGUCUGUCCAAUCAGAACGGCCAAGAGCAAACAAGAAAAUCAGUGUCUUUACAUCCAAAAUGCAAAGCAGACAAAUGGGCAUGUCAGGGAAGAACAUGACUAAAAGCACCAGCAUCAGUGGAGACAUGUGCUCACUGGAGAAGAAUGAUGGCAGCCAGUCUGACACUGCGGUGGGAGCCUUGGGCACCGGCAGCAAAAAGCGGCGCUCUAGCAUUGGGGCCAAAAUGGUAGCUAUUGUUGGUCUCUCACGGAAAAGUCGCAGCGCUUCUCAGCUCAGCCAAACGGAAGCAGGAGGUAAAAAAUUGCGGAGUACUGUCCAGAGAAGUACAGAAACAGGUCUGGCAGUGGAGAUGAGGAACUGGAUGACUCGACAGGCAAGCCGAGAAUCUACAGAUGGCAGCAUGAACAGCUAUAGCUCAGAAGGAAAUCUGAUUUUUCCUGGUGUUCGCUUGGCCUCUGAUAGCCAGUUCAGUGAUUUUCUGGAUGGUCUUGGCCCUGCUCAGCUAGUGGGACGUCAGACUCUGGCUACCCCUGCGAUGGGUGACAUUCAGGUAGGAAUGAUGGACAAAAAGGGACAGUUGGAGGUGGAAAUUAUUCGGGCCCGUGGCCUUGUUGUAAAACCAGGUUCCAAAACACUGCCAGCACCAUAUGUAAAGGUGUAUCUGUUAGAUAACGGAGUCUGCAUAGCCAAAAAGAAAACAAAAGUGGCAAGAAAAACACUGGAACCCCUUUACCAACAGCUGUUAUCCUUUGAAGAGAGUCCCCAAGGAAAGGUUUUACAGAUCAUUGUCUGGGGAGAUUAUGGCCGCAUGGAUCACAAAUCCUUUAUGGGAGUGGCUCAGAUACUUUUAGAUGAACUGGAUCUAUCCAAUAUGGUGAUCGGAUGGUUCAAACUUUUUCCCCCUUCCUCCUUAGUAGAUCCAACAUUGGCCCCUCUGACAAGAAGAGCUUCCCAGUCAUCUCUGGAAAGUUCAACCGGACCUUCUUACUCUCGCUCAUAG
Cynocephalus volans (Philippine flying lemur) is the source of this 4824-nucleotide messenger RNA. It is a transcript of the gene RIMS2, whose product is annotated as regulating synaptic membrane exocytosis 2. The coding region runs from base 1 to 4824 and encodes 1607 amino acids. The transcript has 30 exons. NCBI's taxonomy places the organism in Eukaryota, Metazoa, Chordata, Mammalia, Dermoptera, Cynocephalidae. Gene Ontology annotation, biological process: regulation of synaptic plasticity; intracellular protein transport; positive regulation of synaptic transmission. Gene Ontology annotation, molecular function: transmembrane transporter binding; small GTPase binding. The record is from RefSeq and is a predicted model, not a curated record. Gene Ontology annotation, cellular component: presynaptic membrane; cytoskeleton of presynaptic active zone.